AUGUCGUACGAAAGAUAUCCACCGAAAAAGUCACGCAUAUCGAGGGCACUCAGCAGUGGCAAGUGGUCAGACUUCACCAUCUGCUGUGGCAAGCACGAGUUCCGUGUCCACCGAAUCGUCCUGGCCGAGCGAUCGGAUUUCUUCGACACUCUCUGCUCGCAAGGGAUGUUCGUGGAGGGAGACAACGGGAGAUGCGUCCUACCGGAAGAUAACCCAAGCCUCAUAUGUCGAAUGCUGUUUGCUCAAUACGACGAUGUAUACUCCACGGAAGAUAUUUACAAAGAUUCCGAGGACGAGCCGAUUGUACAGUUUGCAGAUGUACAUGAUGACUGGAAUUGCGCUGGAGAGCCAACUCACAAGAAGGCCAUUCUUCACAUGGAGAUGUACCGGCUAGGCGAUAAGUACGAUCUGGAGAGAGUUCAGGACUACGCACUGCGCCAGUUCGUCCGGGUUCUGCACGGCGAAGACCCAUCGAACCCCGAUGUGACAGUCAAGAUUGACGAAAGCCGGGUUUCGAGCAUGAAGCAUAUUGUCGAAGCUGUAUACGAUCUCGAUAUUCCGACGGCGAUGGUUCUGCGCGUUCACUUGCUUGAGAUUCUUCACGAGUGGAUUGACCACUAUGAUGCAAUGCAGAUCAAAGCGUUUCGCGAUCUUCUUCAACAGAUUCCACGAGUCUGUUGUGACUUCAUGCUCUUUCCGAUGAGCGAGGUGGAAGCAGUCUGUAGGAGCAAGCACUGCGGAAAGCGGCGACGGGUAAUUGUUGGAGAAUGCGCAUGCGGUCACAGGUCACGCUGCGAAGAUCACGAAUGUCAACAUAAAUGGGAGGCUGACUCGGUUUGUGGUCGUUGCUUCAAACUUGGGAAGAUGAAAUACCCGCACGGCGGCUGGUAG
This is a messenger RNA of Cyphellophora attinorum, 891 nucleotides long. RefSeq lists its product as uncharacterized. The transcript has a single exon. The record is from RefSeq and is a predicted model, not a curated record. Lineage: Eukaryota; Fungi; Ascomycota; Eurotiomycetes; Chaetothyriales; Cyphellophoraceae. Gene Ontology annotation, molecular function: protein binding. Bases 1 to 891 code for a protein of 296 amino acids.